This is a messenger RNA of Suillus paluster, 228 nucleotides long. RefSeq lists its product as uncharacterized. The annotation marks the transcript as partial. The transcript has a single exon. The record is from RefSeq and is a predicted model, not a curated record. Lineage: Eukaryota; Fungi; Basidiomycota; Agaricomycetes; Boletales; Suillaceae.
CUCAACAUUGAAAUCAGACAACUGGCUACUUACUUGCAUGAUAAGAGCCGGUAUUUGAUUGAAUGUGAGAAGCAACUUCAAUCAUUGCACCCCAGGCUUGCUCAUCAAGUGGCCUCACAUCACAAGAUUCAUGCGAGGUUUACUGGACACCACUACCAUUGCCUGCAUGAGAUAAGCAUGCUGGAAAGCUUUACAGGGUCCAUCAUGCUAGGCAAAAGCAUGGAAUGA